CUCUCUCUCUCUCUCUACUGUAAACACUAAUCCCAAUCCUUCUUCUACACAACUUGUUUCUCCUUCUCGUCAAAAUUCUCUUGUUUUCACCCCUAUAUAUAGGGCAUCACACACACAUACACAUAUAUACAGCUCUUCAAAAUACACACACGCAAUGGCGACAGAAGAUAAGCACGACGACGCGGCACUCGUCGACAGCGGCGGCGGCGCCGCCGAUCCGGUGUCGUUGGAGAAGGAGUUCGAGGAGAUGGCGGUGCCGUCGUGGAGGAACCAGAUCACAAUCAGGUCAGUCGUGGUCAGCGUUAUACUGAGCGCCGUCUUCAACGUCAUCGUCUGCAAACUGAAUCUCUCCACCGGAGUCAUCCCCUCCCUAAACGUGGCCGCCGGACUUCUCGGCUUCGCCAUGGUUAAAGGCUGGACGGUUCUGAUGGAAAAGGCCGGCUACCUAAAACAGCCUUUCACAAGACAGGAGAACACCGUUAUUCAGACGUGUGUUGUUGCCUCCUCCGGCAUCGCCUUCAGCAGCGGCACCGCCAGUUACCUCCUCGGAAUGAGCCCGAUCACCGCCGCUCAGGCCGACACCGGAAAUAACCCGAUGAACAUCAAGCAACUCUCUAUUGGAUGGAUGAUGGCGUAUCUUUUCACCGUCAGCUUCCUCGGUCUUUUCUCAAUAGUCCCCCUUAGAAAGGUGAUGAUCUUGAAAUACAAACUAACAUAUCCAAGCGGAACCGCAACAGCAUACCUUAUCAACAGCUUCCAUACUCCCAAAGGAGCUAAAGUAGCCAAGAAAAAAGUUUGGGUACUAUUCAAAUCCUUUGUGGGUAGCUUCCUUUGGGCGUGCUUCCAAUGGUUCUUCAAUGCUGCAGAUGGAUGUGGCUUUAGCAGCUUCCCGACAUUCGGACUCGGAGCUUUCAACAAGCGAUUCUACUUCGAUUUUUCGGCCACUUACGUCGGUGUAGGUAUGAUAUGCCCUUACAUGGUUAAUGUUUCCCUACUUAUCGGAGCUAUCUUAUCGUGGGGUAUACUAUGGCCCAUAAUCGAGUCCAAGAAAGGCGAUUGGUACAGCGCUGAACUACCGGCAAGCAGUCUUCACGGUAUCCAAGGUUAUCGGGUUUUUCUUGCUAUUGCAAUGAUGCUCGGUGACGGCCUAUACCACGUGGUCUACAUGCUGGCAGUGACAGCAAGGAGUUUCUUGCAGCACAAGGAAUCUGCAAACGAGGGGACGGGCGUUGACCAGAUAACGGACUAUGACGAGAGGAAGCGAACGGAGUUUUUCUUGAAAGACCAAAUUCCAAACAAAGUUGCUAUGGGCGGUUACGUUUUGCUGGCGGUUGUAUCUAUCAUUGUAAUCCCGUUGAUAUUCCAUCAAUUGAAAUGGUACCAAAUAUUAGUAGCCUACAUAAUCGCUCCGAUUCUUGCCUUCUGCAAUGCAUAUGGAUGCGGGCUAACCGAUUGGUCUUUAGCCUCAAACUACGGCAAAAUAGCAAUCCUCGUUUUCAGCUCGUGGGUCGGUAUGGAUCAAGGUGGGGUCCUCGCUGGACUCGCCUCGUGCGGUGUGAUGAUGAGCAUUGUCUCAACGGCUUCCGAUUUGAUGCAGGAUUUCAAGACAGGGUAUCUAACCCUAUCUUCUCCUAGGUCGAUGUUUGUCGGACAAGUACUAGGUACCGCUUUAGGGUGCUUCAUGUCGCCUUUGGUGUUUUGGAUCUUCUACAAAGCGUACAGUGUGGGUGACCCAACGGGUUCUUACCCUGCACCCUACGCAUUGAUGUACCGUGGGAUUGCCCUCUUGGGAGUCGAGGGUUUCUCCACGCUUCCCAAGAACUGCAUGACGCUCGUGAUUGUGUUUUUCAUCGGGGCGGUGGUUAUUAAUAUUGCGACGGAGCUUUUGAAGAGGUACGAGACUAAGUACAGGGUUUACAGGUUUGUGCCGAGCCCUAUGUGCAUGGCGAUUCCGUUUUACCUCGGAGCGUAUUUUGCGGUCGAUAUGUGUAUUGGGAGCUUGAUCUUGUUCAUUUGGGAGAUGAAGAACAGGAAUGGCGCCAAGGAGUUUGCUCCGGCGGUCGCUUCGGGCCUGAUAUGCGGCGACUCUUUGUGGGGAAUUCCGGCGGCUGUGUUGGCAUUGUCCGGGGUACAAGCUCCGAUUUGCAUGAAGUUUUUGUCUGCCUCGGCAAACAAGAGAGUUGAUGCUUUUUUAGGUUAGGUGGCUAGUUUAGAAUUAGUUUGUUUUUAUU
This is a messenger RNA of Erythranthe guttata (spotted monkey flower), 2231 nucleotides long. Its product is annotated as putative metal-nicotianamine transporter YSL7. Gene Ontology annotation, molecular function: oligopeptide transmembrane transporter activity. NCBI's taxonomy places the organism in Eukaryota, Viridiplantae, Streptophyta, Magnoliopsida, Lamiales, Phrymaceae. Gene Ontology annotation, cellular component: membrane. The record is from RefSeq and is a predicted model, not a curated record.